Messenger RNA from Ramularia collo-cygni, 390 nucleotides. RefSeq lists its product as uncharacterized. NCBI's taxonomy places the organism in Eukaryota, Fungi, Ascomycota, Dothideomycetes, Mycosphaerellales, Mycosphaerellaceae. The transcript has a single exon. The record is from RefSeq and is a predicted model, not a curated record. The coding region runs from base 1 to 390 and encodes 129 amino acids.
AUGCAAGCAGCUCCCCACUCCAUCACAUCCGAGGACGCAGCACACCUCAAAUCCCGUGAAGCUCGCGCAACCGGACAAGCUCAGCCUCCUGCAGAUUCCAUCAGUGCAGAAGCGCAGCGAUUGGCGGCGGAGAAUGAAGGGGCGACCAAAUCCAAGGCCUCAACGACGUCGACGGAUCCUGUGGAGCAGUCGGUGGAGGAUCGGGUGAAGAAUUUUGAGAAGGUUGCUGCAGAUAUGGCCGAGAAGCUGGAGAGGAGUCCGGAGAGUGUGACGAAGGAGGAUGCGGGAGUUGUGCAUUCCAGAGAGCAGAGAGCUUUUGGGAGUACGGCGAAGGGAGGCAUUGCGAGUGAGGUGCACAAGGUUGCUGACGAGAAUGAGAAGCAGAGGUGA